CAGCGGCGCGGAUCGGAGCUGUGUCAUCCGCUUAGCGCCCUCGCAUCCCGCCCGCGCCCCCUCCCGCCGCCGCCGCCGCCCCCAUCGUCAGCUCCGCACUGGUCGUGCGCCCAGGGCAUGCUCCGCGCUCCGGAGCCCGGCCUCGGCUGCGGGGAGCCGCACCACCCGCCCGCAGAGACAUGGGGUGCGGCGCGCCGGCCGUCCUGGCCGUGUGGAUGCUGCUCCUCAGCCUGGGUCCCAAACAGCCCAGAUGGUGCGUGUCCCUGACAAGUCCAGCCCAGUCCGAGCCCACGGGAGGCGGUCGCCGCGGGACCUAGUGGCUCAGGCCAACUUCGCCCCCCACUUCUUCGACAACGGGGCGGGCAGCACCAACGGAAACAUGGCCCUGUUCAGCCUCCCGGAGGACACCCCGGUGGGCUCUCAUGUGUACACCCUGAAUGGAACAGACCCCGAGGGAGACCCCGUCUCCUACCACAUCAGCUUUAACCCCAGCGCUAGAAGCGUCUUUUCAGUUGACCCCAACUUGGGAAACAUCACCCUGAUUGAAGAGCUGGACAGGGAGAGGGAAGAUGAGAUUGAAGUCAUUAUCAGCAUUUCCGAUGGGCUGAACCUGGUGGCAGAAAAAGUCACGAUCCUAGUUACUGAUGCCAAUGAUGAGGCGCCCAGGUUUAUCCAGGAGCCCUACGUUGUCCAGGUUCCCGAGGACACACCUUCUGGGACCAGUAUCGCCAGGGUCCGUGCAGUGGACAGGGACACAGGCUCUGCAGGGAGCGUCACCUACUUCCUGAAGAAUCCGCACUCCUCCAAGUUCUCCGUGGACCACCACAGCGGUGUGCUGCGCCUCCAGGCCGGGGCCACCCUGGACUACGAGAAGGCCCGGGCCCACUUCAUCACUGUGGUUGCCAAGGAUGGCGGGGGAAAGCUGCGAGGGGCCGACGUGGUGCUCUCGGCCACCACCAUGGUCACGGUCAAUGUGGAGGAUGUGCAGGACAUGGCCCCUGUCUUCGUGGGCACGCCCUACUAUGGCUAUGUGUAUGAGGACACCCUUCCGGGCUCAGAGGUCUUGACGGUGGUUGCCAUGGAUGGAGAUCGGGGCAAACCCAACCGUGUUCUCUACAGCCUGGUGAAUGGGAGUGAUGGAACCUUUGAGAUUAAUGAGACGUCUGGAGCCAUCUCCGUGAUGCAGAGCCCUUCCCAGCUCCGGAGAGAGGUGUAUGAGCUGCAUGUUCAGGUGACUGAGGUCAGCUCUGCAGGGACUCCAGCUGCCCAGGCCAUGGUGCCUGUCACCAUCCGGAUCGUGGACCUCAACAACCAUCCACCGACAUUCUAUGGGGAGAGUGGACCCCAGAACAGAUUUGAGCUGUCCAUGUACGAGCACCCACCCCAGGGGGAGAUCCUUCGGGGCCUCAAGAUCACCGUCAAUGACUCAGACCAGGGAGCCAAUGCCAAAUUCAACCUGAGGCUGGUGGGACCUGGGGGCAUCUUCCGAGUGGUCCCGCAGACGGUCCUGAAUGAAGCCCAAGUCACGAUCAUUGUGGAGAACUCAGCCGCCAUUGACUUUGAAAAGUCCAAAGUGUUGACCUUCAAGCUCCUGGCCAUUGAAGUGAACACCCCAGAGAAGUUCAGCUCCACAGCAGAUGUCGUGAUCCAGCUCCUAGAUACCAAUGACAAUGUCCCCAAGUUCACCUCCCACUACUACGUCGCCAGGAUCCCUGAGAAUGCCCCAGGGGGCUCCAAUGUGUUGGCUGUCACAGCCAUGGAUCCAGACACAGGUCCCUGGGGUGAAGUCAAAUACUCCAUUUAUGGAUCUGGGGCAGACCUCUUCCUGAUCCACCCAUCCUCUGGGAUCAUCUACACCCAGCCCUGGGCCAGCCUGGAUGCUGAGGCCACUGCCAGAUACAACUUCUAUGUGAAGGCGGAGGACAUGGAGGGCAGGUACAGCCUGGCCGAGGUGUUCAUCACGCUGCUGGAUGUCAAUGACCACUACCCCCAGUUUGAAGAGAGCGUCCAGGAGAAGACAAUGGUGCUGGGGACCCCGGUGAAAAUUGAGGCCACAGACCAGGAUGCAGAGGAACCCAACAACCUGGUGGACUAUUCCAUCACCCACGCGGAGCCGGCCAAUGUCUUCGACAUCAAUGCACACACGGGGGAGAUCUGGCUCAAGAACUCCAUCCGAUCCCUGGAUGCCCUGCACAACAUCACUCCCAACGGGGACCUCACGUGGUCCCUAGAGGUGCAGGCCAAGGACCAUGGCUCCCCAUCCUUCAGCACCACGGCCUUGCUCAAGAUUGACAUCGUAGACACUGAGAUGCUGUCCCGAAGCCCCAUGGCUGCCUUCCUGAUGCAGACCAAAGACAACCCCAUGAAGGCCGUGGGCGUGCUGGCUGGCAUCAUGGCCGUCAUCGUGGCCAUAACCGUCCUCAUCUCCACCGCCACCUUCUGGCGCAACAAGAAGUCCAACAAGGUCCAGCCGGUGCGGCGAGUUCUCCGCAAGCGGCCCAGCCCUGCGCCCCGCAGCAUCCGCAUCCAGUGGCUUAAGUUCCGAAGGACCAAGGCCACUGACAAGUUUGUGCUCAAAGAGGCUCCUCCCAACGAGAACUGCAACAACAACAGCCGGGGAAGCACACCGCCCCCCCAGGCCCCCGCUCCCCCUCCACCGCCCAGCGCGGCACCCAGCGUGGGCCAGGCCCCCUGGACGGUGCCUACCGUCUCGGGCUCGCUCGCCCCUCAGCAACCCCAACAACCAUCACCAAAACCCAGGGCCGUGGCAAAACGCAAGGCCGUGGGAAGCCCCGUCCAGUCAGCUCUGGUCUCUGAGCUCAGGCAAAAGUUCGAGAAGAAGAAUGUACAGAGCAAAGCUUACUUCUAGACUGUGUCCUGUGGCCCCCCUCUCCCCACUCCAGUUGCCCUGAUGCCUGGGCCACGCUCCUCAACUCUGCUCCUUAGGGUCACCCCUGUUUUGUACAAUGGUGUAACCCCCAUAACCAGGGCUCUGGACAAUGCCUUGGGCAUUUAUUCCUCUGGUUACGACUGCAAUUGGGAAAUACUUCCCCAUCACACAGCUCCUCGGCACAUGGGCAACACUCUGCGCAGCAGAGACUGGGCGGCAACAAGGAACCGGAUUGAUGUCUUCUACCCUCCAACUCCAAACCUCACAGUGUCACUUGGGUCCUGCGGGGGCCUCAGCUUUCCUAGUUCGGGAGCAGAGCCCAGGCCACAUGUGACAAGGUUGACUAGCGCCUGGAUCCUGAAGCCUCCAGCUAAGAGCAGGAGCAGGAAAAGGUUCGGGGGCUGACUAAGGCUGAGGGUCAGCGAACCUUGCAGGAAGCCAAAUGCAGCUAGAGAGGGCAAGGAUGCACUGAAAACUCUUGCCGACUGUGGGCCUGUGCCUACAAGCCAUUGGAAGGUGGAGGAUGGGGUCUGGGCAGAGACUGUGAGCCCCUGCUAUGCCCACUCGGGACCAGGGACCCAGAGGUAUGAGAGGGACUCCGUGGGAGUGAGGGCAGCUGCCCCAGCCAGGGCUGCCCUGGGCCCAGAGAUGGCUGGAGCCAAGCUGGUUGCCCCAGAGACAUCCCCAGGAGCAACGGGUACCCUUAGGAGCUGUCCCACUCGAAGUCCUUGAGGAGACAGAGCAGGGCUGAGAUCUGGGGAGACUUCUGUUUUUAUCCAGCUCUUCUGCUCACGUGCGAUAACCUUGGGAAAGCUCAUCCUCUUUCUCAUCUGGAAAAUGAAGAAAGUGAAUCAGCCUUAUUCACAGGUCUGGGGUGAGGAUCAAAGCAAGUAGUAGUGAUGAGGGCUUUAACCAAGUGCAAAACAGCACAAAUAGGAAGUAUUUUUCCCCUGGCCAGUUCUCCAGGGUACAGCUCUUCCGCAAAGUAUUAGGAGCCUCCCAGCUGUUCUGCCAAGCACCCCCAGGAGGCGCUGUGCUAGGGGUAGGGUGCUGCCACUGAUCCGAGAUGGCUGGAGCUGGACCAUGGCAUAGCUUCCCUUCCACAUCUCCUCCCCACCCCCACCUCCCCCCAACUACAUUCCCCAUGCAGCCCAGGCCAGCCACUGUCAGAAAGGACCAGAGCUGGGCCACACAGCCAGCCGAAGCUCCAUCUUGCCAAGAUGAUGAAAAUGAGUUCCCAAGACGGAGGGUGAUCACCAGAGGUCACAGAAGUUUGGCAGCAGGAGCCUGAUUUGAGGGCUCUGGGCUCCUUAGCGUGUCCCUCUAGUUGGGCCACACCUCCUCUGCUUGUGACCACCGCCCCCAGCAGAGACGACGUGCAAGCUUCUGUUAAUGCAAAGAAGUUCCAUCUGACUUUAAGGACACUUGCCAAGAGGAAAUACAGAUAUGUGCCUAGAGAGAGAAACAGAACAGUUCUUUGCAUUUCACCCCACUCGCUAAUAACCCCUCUAGGAUAUGUCUGUGAAUUUAACCACAGAUUGUAUGCAUAUGUAGUUUUCUUGAUUUCUGAGUUGAUGUUUGGAGGUGUUACUCAGAUGUGCUGGUGUGCAGGCUCCUUGCUGGGGUUUCUUCGGUCCACAACCCACGCUAUAUUAACAGCUGGGCUCUAACAAACUAGGAGCCCUGGCUGAACAAAUGGGUAUGGGUUUCAAGACUAGGUUGGAUCAUGUUUGUCCUUCACAAGGAAUGCAGCAUCCUUACAACUUGCAUGCGGUCAACCUUUUUUGUAAAUAAUCAAUAAAAUCUGUUAACCAAAAGC
Molecule: messenger RNA, 4709 nt
Organism: Cervus elaphus (red deer)
Lineage: Eukaryota; Metazoa; Chordata; Mammalia; Artiodactyla; Cervidae
Gene: CDHR1
Product: cadherin related family member 1
Exons: 18
Coding region: 251-2869 (872 amino acids)
Biological process (GO): homophilic cell-cell adhesion; calcium-dependent cell-cell adhesion; cell morphogenesis
Cellular component (GO): adherens junction; plasma membrane; catenin complex
Molecular function (GO): calcium ion binding; cadherin binding
Source: RefSeq, a predicted model, not a curated record